Messenger RNA from Oxyura jamaicensis (ruddy duck), 1281 nucleotides. RefSeq names its product olfactory receptor 14A16-like. The record is from RefSeq and is a predicted model, not a curated record. Bases 89 to 1030 code for a protein of 313 amino acids. The transcript has a single exon. Gene Ontology annotation, molecular function: G protein-coupled receptor activity; olfactory receptor activity. Gene Ontology annotation, cellular component: membrane. NCBI's taxonomy places the organism in Eukaryota, Metazoa, Chordata, Aves, Anseriformes, Anatidae. Gene Ontology annotation, biological process: G protein-coupled receptor signaling pathway.
UACUUCCAAUAGGUUUUCCUCAAAGAACUCUCUUCUAACUUUUUCUGCCUUCUCCUUUUCAACAGACAACUGUAUCCAAUGUCAGAAAAUGCCCAACAACAGCUCUGUGAGCGAGUUCCUCCUCCUGGCAUUUGCAGACAUGCGGGAGCUGCAGCUCCUGCACUUCGGGCUCUUCCUGGGCAUCUACCUGGCUGCCCUCCUGGGCAACGGCCUCAUCCUCACAGCCGUAGCCUGCGACCACCGCCUCCACACCCCCAUGUACUUCUUCCUCCUCAACCUCGCCCUCCUCGACCUUGGAUCCAUCUCCAACACUCUCCCUAAAGCCAUGGCCAAUUCCCUCUGGGACACCAGGGCCAUCUCCUAUCAAGGAUGUGUUGCACAGGUCCUUUUCUUUGCCUCUUUGGCUGGUACAGAGUUUUCCCUUCUCACUGUCAUGGCCUACGACCGCUACGUUGCCAUCUGCAAGCCCCUGCACUACAGGAGCCUCCUGGGCAGUAGAGCUUGUGCCCAGAUGGCAGCAGUUGCCUGGGGCAGUGGCUUUCUCAACGCUGUCCUGCACACGGCCAGUACAUUUUCCCUGCCCCUCUGCCAUGGUAAUGCUGUGGACCAGUUCUUCUGUGAAAUCCCCCAGAUCCUCAAGCUCUCCUGCUCAGAUUCCUACAUCAGGGAAGUCUGGGCCCUUCUGUUUAGCAUCUUUUUAGCAUUUAGUUGUUUUAUUUUCAUUGUGCUGUCCUAUGUGCAGAUCUUCAGGGCUGUGGUGAGGAUGCCUUCUGAACAGGGCCGGCACAAAGCCUUUUCCACGUGCCUCCCUCACCUGGCCGUGGUCUCCCUGAUGGUCAGCACUGGCAUGUUUGCCUACCUGAAGCCCCCCUCCAUCUCUUCCCCAUCCCUGGACCUGGUGGUGGCAGUUCUGUACACUGUAGUGCCUCCAGUAGUGAACCCCCUCAUCUACAGCAUGAGGAACCAGGAACUAAGGGAUUCAGUGAGGACACUACUUGAAUACACACAUCUUCAGCAAAUUCACCUAUAAUACUAUGCCUAAAACCAGAAACACCAGCUUUUCUCAGAAAACAACCAAAAAAAAAUUCAUCUAUUAUUAAAUGUUUGUAUUAUUAUUUUAUCUAAUUCUUUCACUUUUUAUUAAAUAACUUUAUUGUUAGCCCCCUAUAUGUCAAUUAUUUUCCUAUAGAAGCCAUCUUCCUGUGUAUAUAAACCCAAUAAGGAAGUCGUCAGAAAUUCCUUUCUCUGAGCGGCCAUCUCUUCCCAUCUCCUCUGCAGCUG